AUGAACUGGGUUAGCUCUUCGCUAGAGCUCGCGGGCUCGCUACUGGAGUCCGUAGACCAACAGGCCGCGCUUACGCUUGCCGGAGCUGAAGAAGACGAGCAAGACGCUGAGCUGCAGAUACCGAGCCAAACUUCCGAAGAUAACGCGACCACUGUCGCGGACACUGAUGAAUAUGAAAGCCUCGUAGGUGGAGAGGCUUCACUGUCGACGGAUGGCACAUCAAGUACCAACUCCAGUCAUACGGCAACUAUGGCUAAUCCUGUGAAGAUUACGCCUCCUCGCUCCAACUCGAGUAAUAAACUGGCCGGAUUAGUGAGUGCCAUCUCAACGCAACUGGAGAAUGUGUCGUCAGGAAAAGGAGGAGGUCCUCCUUUGAGCAGCAGCGGGUCCCAAUCAGCCUCGACGGAUGAAGAAUGCGCGCGUCUACUUAAGGAACUGACACGAGUGAAGAAUGAACUUCGAUUGAAGGACAAACAGCUGAGCAGCACCCAGAAGAGCGUGGAGAUCUGCGAGGAAGAACUUGUUGCAUUGGAGCAGGAAUGCAAAAAGAAGAUCGCGCAAGUGCAACAAGAGAAAUCUUUCAUUCAGCAAGAGAAAAACUCGGACGAGCAGAAUUUCAUCCAAGCGUUGGAAAUGAAGGACAACCAAGUACGCGCACUGAAGGCUGAUUUGGACGCUCUGAUAGAGGCAAAAGCGCAAUACACAGACGAAAUCGCUUCAUUGAAGGCUGAACUAGCCAAGGCGGUGGAGUCGAACGAUACUCUGUGGACUUCCGCAGCUUCGGCUAGUAACGAGUCAGAGCAGCUGAUUGGAUCGCUCCGUGCGGAGUUGCAAGAUACGCUGACGGCUAUGAACAACGUGAAACGCGAAUACGCAGAGUCGAAGAACACCAUGUUUGCACGUCAGUCGCAGCUGGAGAGCACCAACACGGAGCUUGUAAAUAAUGUGGCAAAUUUGGAACGUGAGUUGGCAAAGGCAAAAGAAGCGGUCGCUGUUGCUUCUCAGACCAACGGAGUCAGCGCAAAUGCUACCUCUCAUUUUGGUGCAAACUCCAAUUUUGCACCAAUGAAUGAUGACUACCGACGGGUGCAACAAACGUUGGUGCUUACGAAAAAGUCGUUGCAUGACGAAUCAAGAAAGAAUGAUGUUCAAAAGCAAGAGAUCAUCACUCUGACUGAAGAGUUGCGUCGACUGAAAAAAGCUAUUGAGACCACACAAGAAAACUAUUCACGGCAACUGGAGGCGACGACUCAGGAGAACAAGAGACUGACAGACCAGGUGAACCAGUUAUCGUCUCACAGUAGUGCCACAGCGGCUGCCAACGGCGAGUUGCGUAUCCAACGCCUGACAAGCCGAUUGAUUGAGAAACAAGAGACCAUUGACUCGUUGCGUACCCGUGUGACGACGAUGGACGUACGUCUUCAAGAUGUAACGCUGCAAGCACAGCGGGCCGAAGAGAAACUUUCUCGAAUGGAGCAAAAUGGCGGUGUCGACGACAUGGAAAUGGCUACUCCAGUCGGAAAGAUGGGCAAGGGCGGCAUGCGCUCUCGACCGAACCGCAUGGCCCACGUAAUCUCUCGUGUAGCUCCUGUAGUAGAACGCAGCCGCCGCGUGUUGACAGCGCUGGACGUGCUGGACCGAUGGCUGUUAUUCCUCGGCCGAGUGUUUCUCCAGGCCCCUUUCGCCCGCCUUGGAAUGCUGUGUUAUGUGGUGCUUAUUCACUUCUGGGUCUUCAUGAUUUUGAGCUUCCAUACGAGCCAUUUGACGGAGGAGAUGCAGCUGUCUACUGCUGCUGAGAACGCCGUCAUCGAGCCAGGAGAAGACAUGAUUCCAGGAGGCCACUAA
Molecule: messenger RNA, 1845 nt
Organism: Phytophthora infestans T30-4
Lineage: Eukaryota; Oomycota; Peronosporomycetes; Peronosporales; Peronosporaceae
Exons: 4
Coding region: 1-1845 (614 amino acids)
Biological process (GO): Golgi organization; retrograde transport, vesicle recycling within Golgi
Cellular component (GO): Golgi cisterna; Golgi membrane
Source: RefSeq, a predicted model, not a curated record